GCCGGCUUUGGAACCAGAAUAAAGCUUGGUUCCGCCCGCCGGCGUGGUUCACGGAGAAUGAGGGGUGGCGCGGGGAGGAAGAUUUGAUGCCGCAGACGUUUACGGGGGAGAGGGCGCCGCCGACAAGUAUGUGGAAGUUGGCGUUUACAGUUAAUAUGAUGGUGUUGAAUACGCUGUUGCAGGCUGUGCUUUGUUUCUUUAUGUGGCAUUAUAAUCGGUUGGAUCGACCGACGUGGGCGACGGGAACGUUUAUUGCGCUGGGGUGUGGGGUUGCGAUGUUCGCGGGGAUAAUGUCGUGGUGGGAGGGGAGGAAGGUGAAGAAGAUUGAGGGCCCGGAGAUUAAGAUU
Messenger RNA from Alternaria rosae, 347 nucleotides. RefSeq lists its product as uncharacterized. The record is from RefSeq and is a predicted model, not a curated record. NCBI's taxonomy places the organism in Eukaryota, Fungi, Ascomycota, Dothideomycetes, Pleosporales, Pleosporaceae. The annotation marks the transcript as partial. The transcript has a single exon.